Messenger RNA from Setaria italica (foxtail millet), 1552 nucleotides. RefSeq lists its product as uncharacterized. The record is from RefSeq and is a predicted model, not a curated record. The coding region runs from base 265 to 1254 and encodes 329 amino acids. The transcript has 3 exons. NCBI's taxonomy places the organism in Eukaryota, Viridiplantae, Streptophyta, Magnoliopsida, Poales, Poaceae.
UUCUUCUGCCCUCACUCCUCUCACCAACACUCUUUUCCACUCCACCGACGGAGCCAACUAACGCCCUCUCCUCUUCGUUUCAUUUCCAUGACUGCCUUUGUUUAAUUAGGCUGCUGUCUCGCCGCUCUUAUUACGACUAGUUAGUUAACGCUGCUACUCAUUGCCUUCUUUUCUUGGCCACAUCAAGCAGAGAGCACGCCAGGCCAUUGCUGCAGCUCUCGCAGGCUGUAGCAGCAGCACCAGGCAAAUCAGAAAUCAGGCAAGAUGCCGCACGCCAAGACGGAUUCGGAGGUGACGAGCCUGGCGCCGUCCUCGCCGCCGCGCUCCCCGCCGCGCACGCGCCCCGUCUACUACGUGCAGAGCCCCUCCAGGGACUCGCACGACGGCGAGAAGACGGCCACCUCCGUCCACUCCACGCCGGCGCUCAGCCCCAUGGCGUCGCCGCGCCACUCCCACUCCUCCGUCGGCAGGGACUCCUCCUCCAGCCGAUUCUCGGGCCACCCCAAGCGCGGCCACCACAAGGGGGACAAAUCGUCGGCGGGGCGCAAGGGCGCGCCGCCGGGCAAGGGAUGGCAGGAGAUCGGGGUCAUCGAGGAGGAGGGGCUCCUGGACGACGAGGAGCACACCAGGAUCGUGCCCAAGAAGUGCUACUACUUCCUCGUCUUCGUUCUCGGAUUCGUCGCGCUCUUCUCCUUCUUCGCGCUCGUGCUCUGGGGGGCAAGCAGAUCCCAGAAGCCGCAGAUCGUCAUGAAGAGCAUCAAGUUCGAGAACUUCAUCAUCCAGGCCGGCACCGACGCGUCGCUGGUGCCCACCGACAUGGCCACCACCAACGCCACCGUCAAGUUCACCUACCGCAACAAGGGCACCUUCUUCGGCAUCCACGUCACGGCAGACCCAUUCCAGCUCGCCUACAGUCAGCUCACGCUAGCAAACGGAGACCUCAAGAAGUUCUACCAGGCUCGCAGCAGCCGCCGGACCGUGAGCGUCGCCGUGCUGGGCAACAAGGUGCCGCUGUACGGCGGGGGCCCGACGCUGAUGGCGGCGCCGGCGGCCGGCGGCGGGAAGCAGGCGGCGAGCAGCAGCAGCGUGGCGCCGGUGCCCAUGGUGCUCCGGACGACGCUGCACUCGCGGGCCUACGUGCUGGGCGCGCUGGUGAAGCCCAAGUUCACCAUGGCCGUGGAGUGCAGGGUGGUCAUGAACCCCAGCAAGCUCAACAAGAUCAUCUCCCUGGAGAAGGCCUGCCACUACUCCUAAAAAUUUCUUCUUAAUUAUCCUAUCUUUCUUCUGAAUAUAUACACACUACUGUAUUUAUAUUAUCUCCAUUCAUCAUCAUCAUCAGCUGAAACAGAUCUUCUUCUUCUUCUUCUUCUUCUAAAUGUAAUAUUAUUCUCUUUUUUUGUGUGAAUUCUUUCUUUUCUGUUUUCUCUUCAAUUCUGUGUAUUUUUUCUUUUUUUUUGCCCACCAAUCAUAUAUGGCUGCUGUAAGAGUAACUAAGACAGACAGAUCAUUCAUUCUAGUUGAGUAUACCGACCGAUCGAUCAUGUUUCUUUUU